This is a messenger RNA of Danaus chrysippus (African queen), 2901 nucleotides long. NCBI's taxonomy places the organism in Eukaryota, Metazoa, Arthropoda, Insecta, Lepidoptera, Nymphalidae. The record is from the annotation of a GenBank genome assembly.
AUGAAGAUGUCUGCCGCUGACAGUCAGGAGUCAGUUAGUCCUCCGCCAAGUCCGAGCUCCGGUACAUCAGAAUCCGCCCCCACGUUAGUCCACAUCAAACAGGAAAAUAUGGCGCCCGGAACAGAUAUGAAGGAAUACUACAACGCGCUGGACUUCGGUCUUCAAGAAUCAUACCUAAGUAACUACGAAUACAGCAGGAAAUACUUCUCCAGGCCCCUAGACCUCCCGAACGACAGGUUCUUGGACCAAACGAAGACUCCCGAUGAUGAAGACGAUUUUAUGGACUUGGAGAAAUCUGAACCUAAUCUACCGAGAGAAUUGAAAUUAAUGAAAUCAGGAGGAAUUGUCGCCAAAACUAACAUACCAGCUGGAACCAAAUACGGACCGUUCAAUGGAAAGUCAGAGAUACUAAUAGUGCCAUCUAUCGUGAAGCCGCGAUGUCCGCUGUCAGAACUCGCCAGGUGCCGCAAGAUGACGCUACCAGUUUUCGGUAAAAACGGCGUCCGUUCUUGGCUGGAGGCGGCCGCGGACAAGUCUAACUGGUUCAAGCUGGUCCGCUGCGCAACCUCCCCGCACGAAGUUAAUCUGCAACACGAAAAGUUUGCUGGACAAGUUUGGUAUAAAGUGACGAAAGACGUCUCGGCAGGUCAAGAAUUAUUGGUCGGACCUUGGGCAUCACUACCAUUACAAGAUGUUCUUACAACUGGUAGAGAGAGUGCCAGCAGUCAUUCUCAUCAGCAACAGGACGAAGAAGACAGAGAGGACACAAAACCACGCUGUUCCUUCUGUGACGAACCAUUCCCUAAUAUUGAUGCACUUGACCGUCACUUGAUUCAAGCACAUGCUCAGCCAGCUUCGGCAUAUCAUUGCGAGCUGUGCAACAGAGCGUACAGUUCCCGGGCACUACUCCUAAGACACCGGGCGUUAACACAUACCGAUAUAAGGAAAUAUCCCUGCGAGAAUUGUCCUAAGGUAUUUACCGAUCCUUCCAACCUCCAGCGCCACAUCCGCGCGCAGCACGUGGGGGCCCGCAGCCACGCCUGUCCUGAAUGCGGCAAAACCUUCGCCACCAGCUCCGGCCUUAAGCAGCACACGCAUAUACACUCCAGUGUCAAGCCCUUCCAGUGCAAAGUCUGCUUCAAGGCAUACACUCAGUUCUCGAAUUUGUGCAGACACAAACGAAUGCACGUUGCGUGCAGAGCAUUGGUAGAGUGUGGGAAAUGUGGACAAUCAUUCACGUCGUACGCAUCUCUUACUAAGCAUAAGAGAUUUUGCGACACUGCUUCUGCAACAAACGUUAACCUCCGAGGACAAAUCGGUCAAGGACUACCACAGAUACCACCUAUUCCAAACGUCAUGAAUAAUCCGAAUAAUACAAACCCAUUCCCCAUGUACAGGGGCCCAGCUCUGCCGUUACCAUAUAACACUUUCGCACAUUACCCAGCCUUUAUCUCCGCUGCCGCUGCCGCAGCUUGCCCUCCAGACUUUUUAAGUCCCCUCCUCUUCAACGUCCAAGGAGCGAGGUUAGCUAUGGAGCAUGACUUGGUACUUAACGCCAGUUUAAUGGCCAAGCAACAACAGGAAGAACGGAUGUCAGUUAAGAAAGAAACAGAGAGCAUAGAUAGUUCAACAUCUGUAGAUAUGAUAAAUAAAGCAAAAGAAAUGACCAGAGAUGAGAAAGAUAUGGAUGUAGACAGAGUAACACCGAAACCUCAGGAACAUUAUGUAAAACAAUCACCGCCGUCGGCUGAAGAGGCGACUUCAAAGCAACGGCCUUCUCCAGUUAUGCCACUGUCGACUACUGUUGGACCCUUUGACUUUACAAGAAAUGAAACAAAACACAACUCUCUGUACGAUUUUUCUUUGAAAAAUAAUAACGAAACCUUAGAAAAUAAGUCAAUGUCUCCUCAACCGAAAGAUUUGACGAGGAAUAGCAUGUCGAGUGAUGUGGAAAAGCAAUCAAGAUAUUCUAAUUUGGAAGAGGAAACAAAAGAGCAGAAUGACCAACCGCUCGACUUAUCUGUCACUCGAAAACAACGCGACAAGGACUCAGACCUAGAAAAUGACGAUCAUUCCUUUCGAAAUUCAUCGGUAAAAUCUUAUUCACCCGCGGAAAGUCCUGUUGAUAGAGAGAAUAAGACUCCGGAAAAUGAGACAACCGAUGUUGAUGUGGAAGCCGUUGAACCUAAAAGAGAGGACUCCCCAGUAUCAAUGAUGUCUCCUCCCUUAGCAUUCCCAAUGGCUGUACACGCUCAGCACAAUAACAGUCUCAUGAAUGCUAUGUACCCACCACGCUUUACACGUUUCCAUUCGACUUCUGACUCCAUACUAAGUUCCCAGCACUCACCAUAUGUUCCGAGUCCGUUUAAUUUUUUAUCGCCACUUCUCGGCACUGACGGCCCGGAUAGGCAAUCAAGUGCCUACGCAAAAUUUCGCGAACUCAGCGCUGGAUCCGGUAAACUGCGAGAUCGCUACGCUUGUAAAUUUUGCGGAAAAGUAUUCCCGCGAAGCGCUAACUUAACACGUCAUUUACGUACGCACACCGGCGAGCAACCGUACAAGUGCAAAUAUUGCGAGCGUUCUUUCUCCAUAUCCUCUAAUUUACAGCGACACGUCAGGAACAUUCAUAACAAGGAGAGGCCGUUUAGAUGUCAGUUAUGCGAUAGAUGUUUCGGGCAGCAGACUAACUUAGAUCGGCACCUUAAGAAACAUGAGGCGGAAGGUGGUGAUUCACCAAGUUCCGGGGAUACUGAACACGACGCGUGUUUCGAUGAUAUCCGUUCGUUCAUGGGGAAGGUGACCUGUUCUCCCGGAGCUGGAUCCCCAUCAGCGACCUCCCCCCACCCCUCCCACGCCCCCCAUCCUCCACAUCGACCGUCAGCCCUCUCCAUCUCCACCUAG